Molecule: messenger RNA, 1183 nt
Organism: Cercospora beticola
Lineage: Eukaryota; Fungi; Ascomycota; Dothideomycetes; Mycosphaerellales; Mycosphaerellaceae
Source: RefSeq, a predicted model, not a curated record
CAAACAGGCGUGGGUCGCACCAUCGCACAGCUGACGACGGCAGUAGCGACGACAGUGGAAGGGCAAGAAGCAUGCCUCAAUGCAGGAGCUGCCUUCUGCACGCUGCAGUGCGACUGCUGCAUGCCCGCUGAGCAGCAGCAGCCCUUUAUCUUCCCACUUCUUCUCCCGCACUUCGCCCUGUACAUAUACAUUCCAUACCGCAAAAGCUUGACACGGCUGUACCUGUGACACUCACCACAUCAUUACCCCCGACACCUACUUGUACCACAGCACCUGCAUACACCUACCACAGACUACAGCCGCAAGACAACUUCACCAAAACCUGCUCAACGCAUUCAAGAAUUCCAUCCCAGAAACACAACAUGGUCUCGAGAUCCGCAGUCGCAGUCCUCGCCGCAGCAACCACCGCAGCAUCACAAAGCGUCCGUGUCGUCGUCGAGACCAGCCAUGGCGGCGCCAGUAAUGGCUUGAUCAACACCACCGUCACUGUGCCAGUCAACACCAUCUACACCGACUCUGCUCUUGACGCCGUUUCCACGCUGUAUCUCACACAGGCGGAAGGUGUGGACCUCAGCUCGGUCACUUGCACACCUUUCAAGAACGGCAACGCCACCGGCAAUGCGGCCUUGCCUUUCAACAGCACUUCACCAAGCCGCAUCUCAACCAACACCGAGCAGAUCGGAUCCCUGGUUUGCGCCAGUCUGCCACAGGGAGUCACGACCCCUGCUCCGGCAAGCAUCACCCACACAGUAUCGGCCUCCUCCGCUCCACUCUACAGCAACACAACAGUGACAGCUCACAACGCAACCUCGGUGCUUCUGACGACUGUGCACCCAACUGUGCAUGCCACGCCAUCAACCUUCACUAGCAUUGCAACCUUCAGUGGCGCCAAUGGACAGACAACCUCAACAUACACCUCGGUUGUGAAUGUGGCUGCACCAACGUCGAGCGGAUCGCCCAGUCUCAACAGCCAGGGAGCUGCCCCAACCAAGGGAGUUGCUGGCUGGAUGGCCGGUGCUGCUAUCGCGGGCUUUGGAUUGAUGGCAGCCCUGUGAGAGAGUGUUUGGCACGGCACGAUACGAUGACUUUGAUGAAGAUAUGAUGGCAUGGUUGGUGUUUGACAAGACUUGUUGAUUGGCAGCUCAUAGAUACCCUCGAUCUCCCGAAGAAUGAUCAACGAUUU